UGCGCUCCUGUCCCGCCCUGUCCCGGCCCCAGCACGGACACAUGAACUGCAGCGAGGGUGGCACCUCCUACAGGGCGGAGUGUGAGGUGCGCUGUACAGAGGGCUACAGGCUGGAGGGAGACGCCAGGCUCAGCUGUCAGGCCGACUCACUGUGGAGCGGGAUCCAACCACGGUGUGUGGAGGUGCGUUGUCCCCCCAUGGUGACUCUGAGGAACGUCCUGCGGUCGCCCCCUGCCUGUGGAAAGAGGGAAGUGAAGCCUGGCACCAUGUGCCGCCUCGCAUGUCGCCACGGUUACAGUCUCCAAGGAGACGUGGACGCACGCUGUCUCUCCUCUGGGGACUGGAGCACUAACAUCCACAAAACCACCUGCACAGAUUCAGAGCGUCCGUGGAUCCAGUGCCCCAGAGACGUGGUGGCAGAGACGGACGAGCGGCGUGGCACUGCCAACAUCAGCUGGAAUGUGCCCACUGCUACUGACAACUCUGGGGAGGAGGUCCUGGUUCAGGUGAAGCCUGUGUACACCCCUCCCCAGCUGUUCCCUAUAGGAGAGGAGAAGAUAAUCUAUACAGCGACAGACCGUGCUGGGAACCAGGCUAACUGCACCUUCACUGUCACUGUCAUAGAUACGGAGCCCCCUGUGAUUGACAGGUGCAGGUCACCGCCCACUUUCCAGGCCACAGACACGCAGGCGGCCGUUGCCUGGGAGGUGCCCCAGUUUUCCGACAACUCAG
Salvelinus sp. IW2-2015 is the source of this 732-nucleotide messenger RNA. RefSeq names its product sushi, von Willebrand factor type A, EGF and pentraxin domain-containing protein 1-like. The record is from RefSeq and is a predicted model, not a curated record. NCBI's taxonomy places the organism in Eukaryota, Metazoa, Chordata, Actinopteri, Salmoniformes, Salmonidae.